Drosophila bipectinata is the source of this 905-nucleotide messenger RNA. RefSeq names its product protein TEX261. Gene Ontology annotation, cellular component: COPII-coated ER to Golgi transport vesicle; Golgi membrane; endoplasmic reticulum membrane. Gene Ontology annotation, molecular function: COPII receptor activity. NCBI's taxonomy places the organism in Eukaryota, Metazoa, Arthropoda, Insecta, Diptera, Drosophilidae. Gene Ontology annotation, biological process: endoplasmic reticulum to Golgi vesicle-mediated transport. The record is from RefSeq and is a predicted model, not a curated record.
GACCACCGCUAUUCCAACUGAUUGGGAUUGUUUUGUUUUGUCGGUGCGAAAAUAUUUUAUCCUGCCGACUGAAGUACACAUCAUGGGUUUCCUAUAUAUUCUCGGCUGGAUUUCCCUGGGCAUACAGAUCGUGUUCCUUACGUUGUCGAUAGUGGCUGGCCUCUACUACCUGGCUGAACUGGCAGAGGAGUACACCACGGCGGCGAGGAAGUGCAUCCUUGGCUUUAUCAGCUUCACCAUCUUUGUCUAUAUAAUGCUGAUGGUGUUCGAGGAUCUGCCGUGGAGCAUGAUAAUAUGCGGAUUCGUUGCCCAGGGCUUCCAUUUGGCCAUAAUGGGCGGUUUCCCCUUUGUCCGCCUCCUUUCGUUGCCGCUCCUGGGAUCGUUGGCCAUGUUGGUGGUCAAUCACUUCCUGGCUUUUCAGUAUUUCACUACCGUCUACGUUCCAUUCACGCAGGUGCUGGCAUAUUUCACGAUUUGCAUGUGGAUCGUGCCCUUUGCCUUGUUCGUGUCUCUCAGCGCCAAUGACAGCGUCCUGCCCACCACCGUCAGCGACCAGAACCGGCGCAGUCCGGACGUGGUCAGCAACUACUUUUCGCGAAACAAAAAACAAGGGCUGCUGUCCCUGUUCCAGUAUCUGAAAGAGUCUCUGCUCCCGGGUCGGAGCAAGAAGACCUUCUAAGAUUAAUCAAGUUCCAAUGUUUAUUUAUUUUUGUAGCCGCAUCGAGUAUACAGCCGCAAAAGUAUACAAUGCGCCAUGCUAGUAUGACAUUCGUGAUCUGUUUAUUUUUGAUUGCACUUUAUAUGCAGCCUAAGCAAUAUAUGUAUGUCGGGAAAUAAGAAUUAAGAUGGAGACCAAACAAUGAUCUUAUUUAUCUAUUUAAAUAAUAUGUGAAUGUAAAACGCAA